This is a messenger RNA of Anastrepha obliqua, 696 nucleotides long. RefSeq lists its product as uncharacterized. The coding region runs from base 1 to 696 and encodes 231 amino acids. The transcript is spliced from 4 exons. The record is from RefSeq and is a predicted model, not a curated record. Lineage: Eukaryota; Metazoa; Arthropoda; Insecta; Diptera; Tephritidae.
AUGUUGCCGUGGAAUUGUGUCACCAAUAUUUACAUCUUCGUAAGCAUUUGCUUUAGAACUUUUCAAAUGACUGCAGCGUAUUUGUUUUAUCCUAAUAGUACCGUGAUACAGAUAACAGCUUCUAUAUCCUAUCCGAUUGUGGACUUGCCACCAAAGCGUAAAAUCCUCUGGGAUUGGGGCAUUCAAAUGAAUUAUAUGAUGCCCUAUGAUCCAGCGUCUUUCUACAAUGUGCCUAUUUGGCCCGUGGAGGAACGCUUUAAUGUUCGUACUCGAAGGUUCAGCGAAGUAGUGAGAAAAUACAUGGACUCAUUUAACAGUACUGACACGUUUCCAGAGUGGAUGGAUGCGAUAGGAAAUAGACACAUUUUCGAUUUUACAGCUGGUGAAUUGUACAGGGCAAUCGAACGUUUGAUAGAAAGCUAUGGCUAUCACUCUAGUUGUCUAUUCCAGAGCGUUUGCGAUUUAGCUAAACAUCCUUUUGAAGUCGAGCAGCGUCAUUUGAUUAUAGAUUUGAUUGCUUUCAUACUCACUCCUUCAUGGCAUUUGGGAUUCCAGCCAAGUGAAGAUGAGCAGCGUAAAGCUUACGAGGUAGCAGAAAAAUCUGGGAUUCGCGGUUUAGAUUGUAAAAAACUUUAUCCUAUUUGUAGAAAAAGUUUACUUGAUGUGAUAACAUAUGUGAUUUUUGACCAUAACUGA